Messenger RNA from Lactuca saligna, 806 nucleotides. The record is from the annotation of a GenBank genome assembly. NCBI's taxonomy places the organism in Eukaryota, Viridiplantae, Streptophyta, Magnoliopsida, Asterales, Asteraceae.
CUAACACAUUUAAAUAAAAAAAAAGACAUUUAGGGUUUUCUUCAAUUUAAUACGACCCACCCCUCUCACGCUUUUAAGAACCCAAACCCUAAUUAUUAUUUCACUCUUUGCGAUCCUUUGCGCGCCGCUGCUAUUUCUGCUUCGAGGAUCUUGAAAUUUUUGAACAAUGGUGAGGGUUAGUGUUCUGAAUGAUGCUCUUAAAAGCAUGUACAAUGCUGAGAAGAGAGGGAAAAGACAGGUCAUGAUUAGGCCUUCUUCAAAAGUUAUCAUCAAGUUCCUUAUUGUUAUGCAAAAACAUGGUUAUAUUGGUGAGUUUGAGUAUGUUGAUGAUCACAGAUCAGGUAAGAUUGUGGUGGAAUUGAAUGGAAGAUUGAACAAAUGUGGAGUUAUCAGUCCUCGAUUUGAUGUUGGUGUCAAGGAAAUUGAACCAUGGACUGCUAGACUUCUCCCUUCAAGACAGUUUGGUUACAUUGUAUUGACAACAUCUGCUGGAAUCAUGGAUCAUGAAGAAGCUAGGAGGAAGAAUGUUGGUGGAAAAGUGCUUGGUUUCUUCUAUUGAAAAACAUGAUAUUUUGAAAAAGAUGAAUUUAUUUUGUGUUUUGAGAUUGAAUUUUGUCAAGGCAAGUUAUGGUUUUGGUUUUGUUUUGUGUUAGUUGUUUGUCAUGUUAUGACUUUAAUUUGUAUCACAGUUUUUAAUUAUGCUAUAAGUUACAUUAUUUCUGCUAUCACGUGGUUGUUGCACAUUUUUUUAAUCAUGUAUGUGUAUGAUAGAUAUAAUAAGGUUAUAGUAAGAUGAUAUAUCAACG